AUGCUUGAAGAAACAACCGAUACGAGUAAACACCGUGGUGAAACAGUUGAUCUGAACGAAAAUGAUUCGUCGUUACUUAUUGAUAUAUCAGACGCAUUAUCAGAAAAAGACAAAGUCAAAUUUACUGUUCAUACAAAAACUAAACUAGCUGUGUUCAGUGAACGCGAAUUUAAUGUAUCCAGACAACAUGAAGAGUUUAUAUGGUUACAUGAUCGUUAUGUUGAAAAUGAAGAAUAUGCGGGUUUAAUUAUUCCACCUCCACCACCACGACCGGAUUUUGAUUCAUCACGAGCAAAAUUACAAAAAUUAAGUGACAGUGAAGGAAGUUUAACUAAAGAAGAAUAUGAAAAAAUGAAACAAGAACUAGAGGCUGAAUAUUUGGCAAUGUUUAAAAAAACUGUUAGUAUGCAUGAAGUAUUUUUACAACGUUUAGCUGCACAUCCCAUAUUACGUAAUGAUAAUAAUUUUCGCGUAUUCUUGGAAUAUAAAGAAGAUUUGAGUGUACGUGGAAAAAAUGCCAAAGAACAAAUAAGCGGUUUUUUUAAAACAUUAACAAAAACAGCUGAUGAAGUCAUAUUGGCCAAUCAAAAGGAACAAGACGAAUUUUUUGAACAUCAAAAACAAUUUUUAAUUAAUUAUAAUGCAAAGAUAAAAGAUGCCACAAAUCAAGCGGAUCGUUAUACUCGAGCAUAUAAAAAUGUUGCUGAUCAGUAUAUAAAAAUGUCAGCGGGUUGGAAUGCAUUAGCAACAACUGAUAAAAGUGAUUUAUCAAAAUAUUUACUUAUAUUAGCUGAUUUAUUUGAAAAAGCACGAAAAUUAGAAUCACGUGUUCAAUCAGAUAUAGAUUUAAAAUUAUCUGAUACAUUACGUUAUUAUAUGAGAGAUAGUAAAGCGGCAUUAGAUUUGAUGUAUCGACGUUCACGUUGUUUAGCCGAUUUUGAUACAGCAAAUAAAAAUUUAGAUAAAGCACGACAAAAAAAUAAAGAUGUACCACAAGCUGAAGCAAGUCAACAAACAAUAAAAACUAAAUUUGAAAAUUUAUCGGAAAAAGCAAAAGAUGAAUUGCAUGAUUUUAAAACACGUCGUGUACAAAUGUUUCGAAAAAAUUUAAUUGAAUUAAGCGAUUUACAAAUUAAACAUGCCAAAGCUCAGAUUCAAAUGAUUCGAAGUGUUAUGCAACAAACCGAAACUGCUACAUCAUCUGGUUAG
Messenger RNA from Didymodactylos carnosus, 1209 nucleotides. NCBI's taxonomy places the organism in Eukaryota, Metazoa, Rotifera, Eurotatoria, Philodinida, Philodinidae. The record is from the annotation of a GenBank genome assembly.